Dentiscutata erythropus is the source of this 453-nucleotide messenger RNA. The record is from the annotation of a GenBank genome assembly. NCBI's taxonomy places the organism in Eukaryota, Fungi, Glomeromycota, Glomeromycetes, Diversisporales, Gigasporaceae.
AUGGUGAUGGAUUUAUUAAACUUGGAAGAACAACUUAUAUUUUACUGGAAACAUCAUUCCCAUAAGGUUAACGCACUUAUUCAUAUUGCAAAUUUUGGUCCAUUGUUACCCUAUGAACCAGAUUCAUUAUGGCGCCUUACACCAUUCAUUCCUAACGCAGCAUUUUUUGUUGUACUUUCUUACAUAUGUUAUUAUAUUCUGUUGGAACCUGUGGCUGGGGCCCUUGGUUCACCAUUACUCCUUUACAUGGUUUACGAUGCCACAAGUUUCGCCGAUUCCUAUCCUAAUCACGACAAUCUUGCUCUAAUUGUUUUUGUUUCUUCCUUGGUCUUGCAAAUUAUUGGUCACAUAUUUGUUGAGAAAAGUGGUCCUGCAGCAAGAGAGAACAUCUUAAAAGGCCAGCACUCCAAAAAAGAAUAUUCUCACAAGUUGAGACUCGGUAUGGACAAUUAA